AUGCUGGCUAAACUCACGUCUGACUUUGAUUCCUUCUUUGAAAAUGUCUUAAGCACCCUUUAUGGGUCUUUGAGUUGUGAUCUGGAUUUAGUUAAAGCCCACUUCAUCAGAGUUUCGAAAUACAAUGUACCCAAUGGAAAAAAGGUUCGUGGUCGAAUCUGCGUCGCCGCGUUUAAGUGCUUUGCGAAAGGAGAAGCGUCUGAUGAUUUGCUGAGACUAGUUAAUCUUGUCGGCUGGGCUAUUGAGCUGGUAGAAUCAGCUUUCUUGGUUCUUGAUGAUCUUAUUGAUGGUUCAUUCAUGAGAAGAGGACAGAUUUCGUGGGGUCUGCUUCAGCAAAGGGAGGGCCAUGGUUUAAUCGGAAUUAACGAUGGACUUCAUCUAUACAUAUCUGUUCAGCAGCUUCUCAUGGCCGGUUUCCACUCUCGACCCCAUCCCAGAUGCCUUGAAAUUCUAAAGCUCUUUGGUGAUUGUGCUAACAGUACCUGCUUUGGACAAGCAUUGGAUAUUCUUAGCAGCGGUCAACUACAAUCCACCGAUUCGAAUGGGAUGUUGUCCUGCGAAAAACCGAACUCAAAUUAUGACUGUCUAAGAGAUGCUACUGUCAGUAGAUUCGCUUCAAUUGCAAAGUGGAAAACAAGUUAUUACAGCUUUGUCCUUCCUGUUGCUGCAGGAAUGUUGUUAGCGGAUGUGAAAAGCGAUGUCUUAUUUUCAAAUGCGGAGUCAAUCCUUCUCAAAAUUGGGGAAUAUUUUCAAAUGCAAGAUGAUUUUUUGGAUGUAUACGGAGACGAAAAGGUGACUGGAAAAGUGGGUACCGACAUUGAGGAAGGCAAGUGCAGUUGGCUGAUUGCCACGGCUUUAGAAAAGACUUCCAGUGAACAGCGAGAUGCUCUUAGCAAGAACUAUGGACUGAAAGAUCCCGAUUGUGUGAGGGCAGUUCGGAAGGUUUUUGAUGAGCUCGACUUGCCGAGUCUCUAUUCUGCAUAUGAGGAUCAAUCCCAAAAACACAUUCUCGAUCUCAUUAAAUCGGUGAGCACAGAGAAGGAUGAAGACUUCACUGACCCGGUGGCAACCAACUGCAGUUUGGAGUCGUAUAGUGAAGAGGGUGGGGAUGGGGUAGAGUAUCAUGACCAGAAAUACUACCAUCUGGGUGCUUUUCAUAAACUUACUAUCUACACUUAUCUUUAUAAAGGUGGCGUGGAUUUUACGUCUCCAAACACAAUGCCACUAAGAGUAUAUUCGGUGCCUCCAAUGGAUUGUGAUGACAGUAAUUCAUUCUCUAAGCUGAUAGUACGGAGUGUCUCAUCCUCUGAGCUGGUUUGCUCAUUGAAGGAGUGCCUCCUGAGCUUCGUCGUUGUCAUAGGGCGGGGCUGGGCGCGCGGACAGGUGGUUGGUGCUCGCGCACCUACGCGAGCACUGCCAGACUUGUGCCUUCGGGCGUGGGUGAUGGUCACGACGGCCAAUCAGAUCGUUUAUAAAAAUCCGGAAUUGGUUCAAGUUCUGCCGGGACCAUAUGGAAAUAACCCGGGUUUCGCCUUCCUCGCUGUUGUUGAAUACUUCACCGAUUGCACCACAGAUAUUCUGGAUAUUUUAGGUCUCGUACUCGUAGUUUAA
Messenger RNA from Echinococcus granulosus, 1611 nucleotides. Its product is annotated as Farnesyl pyrophosphate synthase. Gene Ontology annotation, molecular function: (2E,6E)-farnesyl diphosphate synthase activity; dimethylallyltranstransferase activity. The record is from RefSeq and is a predicted model, not a curated record. Gene Ontology annotation, cellular component: cytoplasm. Gene Ontology annotation, biological process: trans, trans-farnesyl diphosphate biosynthetic process. The transcript has 8 exons. The coding region runs from base 1 to 1611 and encodes 536 amino acids. NCBI's taxonomy places the organism in Eukaryota, Metazoa, Platyhelminthes, Cestoda, Cyclophyllidea, Taeniidae.